AGCAGCAGCCGUUUCCGAAAAUUGCCCUCCGCUGCCGCCACCGCCGCCGCCUACAAAGACUGCGUCGUCUGCCUACUGGAAUUCGAAGACGGAGAUUACGUCCGCAUGCUUCCCGUCUGCUCCCACGCCUUCCACGUCGAUUGCAUCGACAUCUGGGUUAGGUCUCACGCCAACUGCUCACUCUGCCAUGCCACGCCAGGAUUUCUCUCCGACCUCCGGAAUUCGGCCCGCUCAUGGCGGCGCCAAUUCGGCCCAGCCUCAUCGACGGGCGCUCCAAUGCGAUAUCUAGUCUUUCAAAUAGAGAACUUUUGGAGUUUGAUUUCCCCGUCCCCGGUGGGUAGUAGAAUUGCUACGCCGACGAAGUUAGCGGCAGAGACGAUAAGCACGAUGACGGUGAAAAAUAAUAAUUAA
Messenger RNA from Linum tenue, 411 nucleotides. The record is from the annotation of a GenBank genome assembly. Lineage: Eukaryota; Viridiplantae; Streptophyta; Magnoliopsida; Malpighiales; Linaceae.